Messenger RNA from Pelmatolapia mariae (spotted tilapia), 4935 nucleotides. RefSeq names its product V-set and transmembrane domain containing 2A (gene vstm2a). The record is from RefSeq and is a predicted model, not a curated record. Gene Ontology annotation, cellular component: membrane. The transcript has 5 exons. NCBI's taxonomy places the organism in Eukaryota, Metazoa, Chordata, Actinopteri, Cichliformes, Cichlidae. The coding region runs from base 506 to 1213 and encodes 235 amino acids.
GCAUCAUUUGCAAAAAUGUCCAAAUAAAAUAAGCUCGUUAAAAAGUAGUAACUGUAAAGCAAACGCUCGGUUCUGCUUUUGUUUAAAUUAAGCGGUCAAGGUGACAGGAAAAAGGGCCGGAUGAGGACUAGAUUUGCAGAGGUGUGGGGAGAGUGUGGAUGCCACAGUGAUCCUCUAGACUGACGUCUCUCUGGUAGCGCAGAAGAAGACCGCAACACGGUUAUUUCACAGACUUCAGUGCAACCAGGCAGUCGACAGUCUCUCCCGCAGAGAGGCAUAGAGAAAGAGAAGGAAGGAGAAAAAAAGAACUUCGGCAACGACAAGCUGUAGCUUUCCAGCAUGUUCAGCCUUCUGAAAUCUCCGUUUAAACACACUCGCCCAGCAACUGUUUGAUUUUGCUGGUGUGCAGGAUUUUUCCCCCCUCUUCGCCCCCUUGGAAAGAUUCGUCUUUUUUCUAUCCUCCUCCGGCUGAUGUAAAAAGAAAAACGAGCCCCUUGAUCUUGGAAUGAUGUGGACCUCACACGAUACUGUUGGAUUUGUUUUCUUAACCGGAUUUUGCGUUCAAUUCGGAUUCUCUUUUGAAGGUCGGUUCACGGACCUGCCCUCCAACAUGACCGUCAAAGAGGGUCAAAACAUAGAAAUGGCGUGCGCGUUCCAAAGCGGAACCGCCUCCGUGUAUUUGGAGAUCCAGUGGUGGUUCGUGAAAGCGCCGGAGCCGAGUGACAGCGAGGAGGACAUCGAUGCUCAAGAGAUGGAGAUGAUACAAGAGCCCGAUCCUGAUGAUGAGGGGACGAAAAUAAGUACUGUGAAAGUCCAGGGCAAUGACAUCUCACACAAGCUGCAGAUCUCCAGAGUCAGCAAGAACGAUGAAGGUCUAUACGAGUGCCGGGUGACACGCGCUAACUACGGAGAGAUUGUGGAGUACAAGGCCCAAGCCUGGUUGAAGGUCAACGCCACGUCCAGGCCCCAACGACCACUGCCACCUCCUGAGAAGAACUCCCUACGGCACCUGAAAAACAAGAAGCCAAGAAAGUCCAGCUCAUCACUGGGGCAGGACAUGAGUUCAGACCAGAGGGUGGUCUCAACUUCCACCUCUCACACAUCCUCCAAUACAGCUAAACACAACCCCGGCUCAGGUACAAGAAUAUCAUCCAGCUAUGGACUGGCUGUCCUCCUCGUGGCGUGUGGUUUGGUGAGGAAUGCCUUGUUAUAAUUUGAGGAACUGACAUGGUUUGCACCCAGGUCUCUCUCUCUCUCUCUCACUCACUCUCUCUCUUUCUGUUUGCUCUCAAAGCGAAUGAGAAAAAAAAGCCUGUUUUACUCCCUGCCCCUCUCCCCGGCCCUGCCCCCCUCUUACCCCACACACAUCUCUCCACCAUAUUGCGGACAGCACAGUUGCCCCCCCUCGUGUCCUAGCCACUACUGCUCUUGCACCCAGCACAUUGUUAUUAGCCAAUGUAAACACCAGUCACAUUUAAAGCUGUCGGAUUACCUUUUGUACAGACGUCAUCCUGACACCACCUGAGGUGCAACGCUCCUAUGUGACAACUGGACUCUGUAUCUUGUUGGAUAAAUCUCAUGGAAGAAUGACUUUCUUAUGGUUUCGCUGUUCCAGUUCAUGCGUUCAUUGCUCAAAAGCGAACAAAAAAAGGAGAGUCUAUAUUUGUGUAAUAUAUAUAAUUCUAGAUCUGUAUCUAUAUCUGUUUUAUUUGAAGCACCUAGAAUUACUGUAUGUGCUGUAUACAUAGCUACCACUCACCAUAUUGACCAUGGAACUUCAAUGUGAAUAGGCACUCUUAGCCCUCUCGAAGAGAUAAUUUAUAUUCAAGUAUGUGUUAAUUUAGACUGUUACCAUUAACCAACAGGUUAACGAAAGGUUAAAUUUUCAAAUUUUUCUUUCAGCUGUAUCAGCCACCCAGCUUUCCAUUGUGCAUAAUUUUACAUCUUGUUAGUGAUCCAUCCGGGGAUAUGCAUGCUUAUCGGUCUGAAGGCUUAGAAGAGAGGAUAACACAUUAGUUAGCUACAUGAGUCAAACAUUUGGAGUUCAGUGUUACAAUAUUUUGAAUUUAGCUUUAUUUUAAUGUGCUAACUUGAUGUGAAAAAAAUGUCCCUAUGUCAUUUUAAUUUGUAUCGCAUCCUUGGUAGGAAUAAAAAAGGAUGUCACAAGUUACGAGUCAUUCAAAAUUGUAAUAUGUGACCAUUGGAUGAUUGAUUUUAACUGACCUGGACCUUUGCUAAAUGACAUGCUUCAGAUGCUGUGCACCUCCCUGCUAUAAUUACAGAGGAUGAAUGAGGAUUUACCCACUUUGGAUGAUGAGGAUAGCUAGCAUUUAUUCGUUUUGAUUCCUAAUGCAUACAGUGACACACAUACAGGUACAAGUCUGAGUGGCAGGGUGGUGACAUGAGAUCCAGUGACACAGAGAGUAUACUCAUUAUGUGAAAUACGUUUAUUUUUUUCUCUCUUAAUCUCACAUUAAUAUAUUUUUAGCUUUAUCUUCAGAUGAUAUAUCACAGAGAUUUUUAUUCAUGCAGAGCAUUUAUUAAAAAUAUACCGCUUUGACAAUCUGACACAAACAGAGGCAAAGGCAUGGUGGGGUUUCAUAAUACACAUAGCUUAGAUCAUUAGCAUGACUGAGGAUAACCUCCAAAAGAAAAACGGAUUCUUUCCUUGUUGUUAACUUUUGAGCAGAAAGGACAUUGCGCACCAAUGUUCCAAUUUAAAGUGAAAUAUUUAUGAAUAAGUGAAUAGCUGACAGAUGUUUCAAGAAGGAUACUGUAAAUGAAUGUUGUCGACCAUAAAAUUCAGUGCCAGAGAGCACCAAUCACCCUGCAACGAGAUCAGUGCUUUAUUUCCCAACUUUCUUCUUGCUUAGCCCAACUUUUAAGGUGGUCAAAGAUAAAGCAUGAUAAUAGAAGUCAUAAUUUGUUAUAUGGUGUAAGCUGGCUUUCAUGCAUAAUAUAUAAGGAGUGAUCAAAAAAUUCUGGGAAUCCACCCCACACCCCCUAAAAAAUCAACUGUUUUACUCCUUGGCCAUAUCAUUUAAAAUUGGCCGACCUCUUGUUCAAGAUCAUCUUCUUGUGCACAGGUGGUAUUUUUAGAUCACCCUGUACAUUUAUCCCUGACUUGCCUCUCCAAUAUGUGCUGAUGUCCUUCAGUUUUAUUAAAACUGGAUUUUCAGUUUCAGGAAAAAGUUACAGGGAGGCAGAUAAUGCACGUGAAAAGCAAAGAUUGUGUUGAUGUGGGUGAAAAACUGGCACGCAAUAGCAUUUCCCUGAGGCACCUCGCACCAAUGCAGCAACAGUUGGCUUUGACAGACUGGACCAGACACACAUUGUCAUGGUGCACAACCUCAUGAAUGUCAAAAAAAAAUGAUGAGCAUGCUUCUUAUUUCCCACCUCAUCUGAUCUGCUGCCUUCAAACUAUUGGAUCACAGCUGGAAACCCAGAUCCCAUCACCAGCGACGACCGAGUCAAGUUGCUGUUUGGUCACCGUGCAAGUUUGAGGUCCACGGUGAAAUCACAGAAUGUACAUGUGGUAAAAGAAAAAACUUCCAGGGAGUGAUCUAAAAAUAGCAGCUAUGCUGGAAGCUGUCUGGACAUUCCUGAGAGGAUGAUAUUGAAUGAGAGAUCAGAGAUGUUUAAAUCAGGCAGGGUUUUUAAUUAUUAUGGACCUGAUCUCAGGGCGUUUUGAUCACACGUCAUACAGAUGCAUUUUGAAAUGGUUACUGUGUAUGUCCCAAAAAAGGUAAAUGUUCACUUCACUUUGAGCUUUCAUUCUGCUUUGCACUCAAAGCUAAAUCAAAUUCUCCCUUGUAUAGAUGCAUUUCCAAAUAGCAGUUGUGUGAAAACUUGUUGAUCCAGCUCGGAGCUUCAAAGGCUGACAGAAUGUGUCGUGCUUUGGGAUAAGAGCAGAGACAUCUUCUGAUCAGAAGCAUCAAGGCUGGGUACAAGAUGUGCGGGCGAUGGAGGACGACCCUGUCUAAUGCCUCAAGUUUCAAAUAGCUUCAAUGCACAUUUAGACAGUUAAUCUAACAUCACUGUCACAUAUAUGCCACUCGACAGAUUGUUUUGAAAAGAAACAUGCUAUGUAAUAUGAUUUAGUUUACAAGGAGAAAACAAUCUUUUCCAGUGUAUUGAGACUGAGAUUUGAAUGUGUGCCAGAGAGUGGACGGUGUGUCCAACCCUCAUGUAAAAAGAUGCAGAAUUGUACAACUUGUAAAUGAAAUAAUCAGCAUGAGAACAUUUUUUAAAUCCAUUUAAAAAGGCAGAGGCCAGUGAUGUUCUGUACUUGUAACAAUGGUGUCAUGUAUUCAUAUUCAAGUGUAAACAAGUCCAAAGUGGGUUUUCAUCUCUUCAAAAUGAAAAUGGGUAAAAUGUAUUUGACAAAAAAAAGUAUCUAUCUAUCUAUAUAUAUUAGAAACAUCUCCUUUAUAAAGCCUUCAUCUUAAUCUAGGGGACUCACUUUAUUGUGGGUCCUUGUAACAUACUGAAUAACAAAGAAAGAGAGAUGGGAGCAAUGAUUGAUUGGUGUGGUUAAAAAAAUAAUAACUAAUACUUGGUAUGAGUGUUGGGAGAGGCUGAAUUGCUUACAAGCAGCAAGGUCUCUGUUACCAAAGAGGAGAACAGUUCACAGUGAUGGUUACAGCAGCAGUUCCUACAUCCAGGGAUGUUAUUUCAGAAACAUCACACAGCCAUUUUUGUUCUGUUUUAUAUGCCAACUCUUCACCCACUCUAGAUGUAUUUGUUUCUUCUAAUGUAUUUCAUUUCAAUGCGGUCCUGUCUGUUUGUUGAGCUGUCAAAAGUUCUGAUGAAUUAUAAUUCUCUUUUCUUUGCUAUUGUGUGAGGCUUCUGUACUGCAACAUUGCAACAGUUUGUAUUAUAAUGACAAUACCAGAAUAAUAUUUAAAUAAACCAUUUUCACAGAUGAAAUUCAAA